AUGAGGACAUCGCCAUCAGAAUCUGGACCUUUUAUUAGAUGACUUGGACUGUGUCCUGCUGGAUUAACCCCAACACUCCUGAAAUACAAGGAUAUCUGCCUAACAGAUCGCUGAAAGGAGGAAUUACUUUCCUGGUUUGGAGUAGAAUUUGAUUAAAUUUCUUGGCUAAGAAGAAGCAAAUCUAGCUGCUUUUCACCGAGGUGUGGAUUUGUGAUUUGGCUUUACCAUGGCUUCCUGCGUCACCCGUAACAUCAGAGUGCUGGUGGCCAUUGUGUGUGGGCUGCUGACAGUCAUCAUUUUGGGACUAACCAUCUGGAGGACCGUGAUGAGGAUCCAGAGAGGAACAUUUGAUCUCCCAUCAAGCCCCCCUGUAGAAUUUUGCAGGAAUGGUGGAACCUGGGAAAAUGGCAAAUGCAUUUGCACAGAAGAGUGGAAAGGGCUGAGAUGUACAAUUGCUAAUUUCUGUGAAAAUAGUACCUACAUGAGUUUUACUUUUAACAGAAUUCCAGUGGGCAGAUAUGGGCCUUCUUUACAAACGUGUGACCAGAGUACUACAAACGCUGGCAAUCCAAUAGCAAUCAGGCUGUGCAGUCUCUCUCUCUACGGAGAGAUAGAACUCCAAAAUGUGAUCAUAGGAAGUUGCGAUGAAAAUCUGGGAACCCUGGAAACGCAGAUAGAUGAUAUUUCAACAAACUCUAGGAAUAUUUCUACUGAAGCCCAGAUUUUAACAUCUGAUGCCAAUAAGUUAACUCCUGAGAAUAUCACUUCUGCUACUAAGGUGGUUGGACAGAUCUUCAAUGAAUCCAGAAAUGCUGACCCUGAGGCUAAAAAAGUUGCUGUAACAACAGUGAGUCAACUUCUGUGGGCCAGUGAAGAUGUUUUCCAAACAGCUGCCGCUACUGAUAACCAUGAUGCUUUUGCAACGCUUAUUGAACAAGUGGAGACUUAUGCCUUGACUUUGGGCAAUGACUCCAUAGUGGAACCUAAUAUAGCAAUACAGUCUGUUAAUCUAGUAGACCCAACAUGUACAAGUGUCCGCUUCUCUGUGUCGAAAGGAACAAGGGAUUAUCCAGCUUCUGGCCCAACAUCUGUGGAUACAAAUGUGGACAGACUUAAUCCAGACGGACAAACUGAACUUCAGAUCUUAGUCAAUACCAACUCAAAUCGUGCUACAUGUGGCUUCGUAGUGUAUCAAAACGACAAGCUUUUUCAAUCAAAAACUUUUACAAGUAGGUCAGAUUUUAGUCAAAAAAUCAUCUCAAGCAAAGUGGGUGGAAAUGAACAAGAUCUGAGUGCUUCUGUUAAAAUGAUCUUUAGUCCAAAGUACAACCAAAAAGAAUUUCAGUUCAAUUCCUAUGCCUGUGUCUACUGGGAUUUUUCAAAAAAAGACUGGGACACAUAUGGCUGUCAUAAGGACAAGACCAUCGAUGGAUUUCUGGGCUGCCACUGCAACCAUACUACUAAUUUUGCUGUAUUAAUGACUUUCAAAAAGAAUUAUCAAUACCCUGAAUCCUUAGAUGUGUUAUCCAGUGUCGGGUGUGCCCUGUCUGUUGCUGGACUGGCUCUCACGAUCGUAUUCCAGAUUGUCACCAGGAAAGUCAGAAAAACCUCAGUAACCUGGGUGUUGGUCAAUCUGUGUACCUCAAUGUUGAUUUUCAACCUUCUCUUUGUGUUUGGAAUUGAAAACUCCAAUAAGCACUUGGAGACAAGUGGUGAUGACAUAAAUGUUGACUCUGACAGUAACGAAAUGCCCACAAGAGACACUAUUGACAUCCCAAAUUCCUCGUGCACUGCAGCCGCCGCCUUUCUGCACUACUUCCUGUUAGUGACAUUUACGUGGAAUGGACUCAGUGCCCUCCAGCUCUAUUUCCUUCUAAUUAGGACCAUGAAGCCCUUUCCUCGGCAUUUCAUCCUUCUGAUCACUUUAGUUGGAUGGGGAGUCCCAGCCGUAAUAGUGGGAGUCACGGUGGGAAUUGUUUAUUCUCAGAAUGCGAAUGAGUCACACUGGGAACUAGACUAUCGGCAAGAGGAAAUCUGCUGGCUGGCAACAUCGGAUAGCAAUAGUUUUAUAACGAGUUCAUUUUUAUGGUCAUUCAUCAUGCCUAUAACCAUUAUCCUUAUUGGUAAUAUUGUUAUAUUUGUUAUAAUCACGGUCAAAGUGCUAUGGGAGAAUAACCAGAAUCUGACCAGCACAAAAAAGAUUUCAACCCUAAAGAAAAUUCUUAGCACAUUAUCCAUUGCAGUCAUUUUUGGAAUUACAUGGAUUUUGGCAUACUUUAUGCUAAUUAGUAAUGAUGAUGUCAGAAAUGUCUUCAGCUACAUAUUCUGCCUUUUCAACUCUACUCAGGGUCUGCAGAUUUUUAUCCUCCACACUGUUAGAACAAAAAUCUUCCAGAAUGAGGCUUCCAAAGUGUUGAAGUCACUGUCCUCGUCUGUUGGCAAAGUGAAGUCACGGUCUCCACUGAUCCCACUGAGGAUACGCUUAAGGAUGUACAGUCUGCUUAGAUCUUUGCCAGCCCUACACGAACGCUUCAGGCUCCUGGAGCCAUCUGCAGUGACUGAGCAAAUGACACUGACUGAAAGUGACAAAGAAAACCCAAGCAUCUAGGCAGUGAAACUGUUACCUGUUAUGGUCUUUUUACCCAAGUUAUGUGAAUUUUACAUUUCUUUCCUUCAGUUCCUGGUCCUCCCAGAAAGUCUCCCUGUAUAUGUCAGUUACUUUCUCAUCGCUGAGACACAAUAUCUGAUGCCCACAACUUAAGGGAGGGAAGGUCAGUUUGGUCCAUGGUAAUAGUCCAUAGCUGACUGGCUUCCAAGGCAGAACAAGGCAUGGUAGAGGUGCAUAGUGGACGAAAAUCUGCUCACAUCGUGGUGGCCAGUCAGGAGACAGAGAGGGAGGACACAAGGGAUGCGCCCUUCCAAGUCACACUCUGUGGCCCCUCUCUUCAAAGCAGACCCCGCCUCCCACCAGCAAGUCAGCUGCAGUGUCCCAUGAUCCAACCGCUUUUCAAACUCCUCACCUCUGAGAACGUGAGAGCUUUAGGGUUUGAUUUAACCAUAACUCAAUAUUUUUCUCAUGAUUAUGAUAUAGGUAAAACUCACUGUCUUCAGGACUAAUGGAUUUGGUAGUUUUUAUAGUAUUCAGUAGAUGCUUACUUGAAUGAGGUGAAUAAUUCCACUCAGCGUUCAAGAUGGUCAUUUAUUCCUGAUUUCAUUAGGUCUGUGUGAGACACUUUGACCAAAAUGUAGAACUUAUAAUGAAUGUAUAAUUUAUAAUUUACUAGAAAGGGCAAGAGGAGGAAAAUUGAUUUUCUAGAACAAAAUGUCUCCUGAUGAAGUAGUUACUUGUAUUUAUCAUACUUCUGAUCUCUAAAUAUUUUUUAAAGUUGUACAUACAUCCUCAUGCUUUUAUUUAAAAUAUAGAAUUUGGCAUCAAUUUAACCCCUGCAGAUACAUAUUUUUCUGUUAAAACAUGUUUUGCGACCAGAGAAAUUGGCUUUGUAAGAAAUGGGCGGGGAAACAUAGUAAUGGGUUGCUCAAUUUUCUUAUAAUUCUUUUUAAAUUUUCGCUUUUAUUGAUGAUGGACACAGACUUACAUAGUGAAAAGUUAGUACAAUCAUCCCUAUGGCUUUUAGAAGAUCUAACUGCUCAGGAAAUUUCAAGCAUGUGAAUUGUGAAUGACUUCCUAAAUACAAAAGCACUCACUUCAAGAGAAGAGCACUCCGACUGGACUCAGCAGUUACAGCAUGCAAAUUGCUACUUUCUGUUUUGCCAUGAGCUAAGCAGCUGUGAGCGCACUGAGCUAACAUGCGAAUACGUGUUAUGUAACCUCAGCAUGUUCUCCUCACUGCUCCCUAGAGAACAAGAAUUUGGGCAGACAUGAGGUAUGACUGAGAAACACUCUCCAUGUUCAAUUUCUUGAAGAUUACUCGAGUAGAAGACACAUUGCUCUUCAUCCUCCUGCCUCCAGAUGCUUAUCCCAGGGUUCUCGCCGUUUUCUAAAGCAGUUCUGGCAGACCUCUUUGUGAGUGUCUUCAGUUGCGCCAUCAUGGCUUCCUCAAUGUCGUGAAACAAUUCAAGUCAUUUACCUUUUGUUUUGACUUUGGGGAAUACCUGGAAGUUUCACAGUGCUAGAUCCCAGGAAUAAGAUGGAUGAAGACACACUGUAAUGCUUUUAUGAGUCUGCCUUUUCUCUGGGUAGCUUUUGGCAGCGACAUUCACCACAUUUUUCUGUCAUACUUCCUAAAGACACUCAUGAAGGAGGACUUCCAGAAAUGCUUCAGAAAAUGGCAAGAAUGAUGGGUUAAAUGUGUUGAAAGUGUGUGUGUUCAUGAUGGUGGUGGGUGUGCUUUCAGAGGGAUUAACUGCCAUGUGUCUUUUACUGUACAAAUUUUUAAAAUUUAAAUAGUCACCGUAUAUUUUAAUCACACUUUGUAGUUACAAAUGACUAUUGAAUUACUAGGCAAGCCACACAAGCCUACUUAAUCCACAGUAUAAGUGAGACCUUGUAGGAGAAUGAGAAAAAGUAAAGGGAAGAGAAUAAAGAAGAAAAGCCGUUCUCAAAGGCCAGUUCUUCAUGGUAUUACAGUGCUAUAUCUAGAUAGGAACUAGACACACAGAAGAUUACAAGAUGCAGCUGAUUUAAAAACUUUUUUCAGAUGAAAAUAUAUCAUAAAUAACAAUCACUUUCAAUGCAGAAAAAAUCACUAAAGAGCCAUGUUUAAUCUGAGGGUGGGGUGUAUGUGUUUCUUUUAGUGAUUAUAGUUGUUUUCUCUGCAUUUUUAAAGUAUACUUGGCAUAUAGCACUUAAAAUUCUACAUAAUGUUCCUAACUGUACCAUAAAUGUGCAGUUGUGGAGAUUAAUUCAUGUGAUAUUUUUCUGCCUACCUUGAAACCCUACCAGUAGGAGAUAAUUCCUUUGGUUUGAACGUUUAUCUCAUGUACUAGUCAGCAACCCUUUAGUUUAGUGAUAGAAAUCCUACUCAAACUAGGGUUAAAGGUCAGAGGGAAAUUACUGGCUCAAUUAACAUGAGGUCCAAGGAUCAAGUCGGUUUUAAGCAGCGUGCCUCUGUGUUCCUGUUUGCCCGGGCCAGACUCAGCUUGUGCCUGUUAUCCUAAGUACACAGCGGCCCCUUCUGCUUUCAGGUAUCCUGGUCUGGGACAUGAAACAUGACGAUGCUAACUUUAAAUGCAGGUAGAGCAAGGAGUUCUAAGAAUGUGUCAGGAUUUUUUUCUCUAUUUCUGUGUGCUUCAGUUUGACAUUAUUCUCAAAUGAGGUUUAAGCAUCUCAGAAUUGGCUAUCGGCUUCCCCAGUCCCAUAGCCCUACAAUGUAAAAGAGAGACCUCUUUACUGUUAACACCCAAAAAUCCAAUCUCAUUAGAAUGACUCCAAUUCUAGUUAUUGCUCCAGCGGGAAAACAGAAAACACAGGACUUAAAAUAGAGGGUAUUUAAGGCAUCAGGUUGGUUCCUUGAUGUUUAAAAAACUCAGAGAUAAGUGGAAAAUACUGCAGAAACUGGGAUUAGAUAAAGGAGAAAACUGGUACCUAUCUUAGGCCAGAGAUAAAGUAAGAAGAAUUUGCAGAGUCGGUAUCUGAACGGAAAAGAGGGACGGUCAGCGGUGGAACCUGGAACCGAGGAGACGCGGUAUGCCCUGGCCAGGGAAGGAGGGAGCACAAGAGGGAGAAACAGUGACUUUCUUAAGGGCUAGAGUCUCUCACUGGCCUCGGCGUGCCAAAACCAGUACAGCCACGCGGGAGCUCAGGCCUUCUGUGAUACAGAGGACAGCAGGACGGGGAGUGGAAAGGACCAGAGGACAAGCAGGCCCACAAGGGGCGUAUUCUACCCAGGACAUGUGCCAUAGCUUUGUGUUUACAGAAUGUGGGUCCCGCCUGGGCCGUGGACCCACUGUAAAGGAGAAGGAUGGAUAAAUAGAUUGACAAGAUAUCACAGAGUAGAGAAUGGACAGUUACACCAGUUUUAUGGCAGCAAAAUGUUAAAGAGCUUCUACUACAUCUAAUAACACAUACAUAUCUUCUAUGUAAUGAAUCACUUUAAGGAUUUACCAGUCAGUCAUUUCUCUUAUCUGAGCAGGACUAGAAUGGGACCAGUAGGAGAACAAGCAACUGUUUUGUGUGUGGGAAGUCACAGAGUAAGAAGAGUGAAUAGAGGAAUGGAAGGGUGACUGACAGAAAAUUGCAGGAAAGAAAUUCAAGGCACCUUGGGACUUGUUUUCAUGAUAUUGUGUAUGGCCAGCUCCAAUUUCUGUACUUUCUGAUUUGUGUGAUAAUAGUGCCCCACUGCCUUUUGUGGCUAUGACAACACAUAUGGGAUCUGGGGGGAAACACCAUCUGGAUUUUAGAACUCCUUUCCUGGAUUUUAACUAAGAAUUUAGAGUUCAGUGACCGACUGUCAGAUCCCAGAUUGCCUCUGCUCUUACUCUUCCCAUCUUGAAGUUUUCUUGUCUCUUAUUUUCCUGUCACUAAUGAAGAGAAACCAUUCUCAAGCUCAUUGUUACCAGCUUCUCAUUCAUUGCCUCAUUCCAGAAGAGGUUUGCAUUUUUAGAAAUCUAAAAAAUUUAGGUUAAAACAUUUAGAAAAUCUAGGUCAAAAGUAUCAACUGUGAAAUCCCAUUAAAGGUGACCUCCACCCUUCAGUUCAUGAUUUCUCAGAUGAGGUCCAAGACAGCACCAGCAUAACGUCCUCAAAGGAAUGGACUUGGGAGAGGAGUGGUAAUCACUAAAAGAAAACUGCUAUAAUAUUUCAAUUUUAAAAGAUAAAUACAACUCAAUAGCCAAAACCAAAACAAAACAAAUAAAAAACCAGAUAACCUGAUUAAUAAGUGAGCAAAGAACUGGAAUAGAUAUUUUUUCCAGUGAAGGCAUAUAAAGAGAUAACUGAUGCAUGAAAAAAUGCUCAAUAUCACUAAACAUCAGGGAAAUGAAAAUCAAAACCACAAGGCGAUAUCACUGCAUACCUGUCAGUACGGGUAUUAUUUAAAAGAUAAUAGACAUUAUGUGUUGACAAGAUGUAGGUAAAAGCACUCUUGUAUACUGCGGAUGGGAAUGUGAAUUGGUGUAGCCAUUACUGAAAAUAGUAUAGCUCUUCCUCAAAAAAUAAAAAAUAGAACUACCGUAUGGUCCAUCAAAUAAAGAUACUUGUAUUCCCACACUUGCAUGAUAUUAUUUAUAAUAACAAAAAUAUGGAAACAAUUAAGUACCUAGUGGUAUCUGAACAGAUAAGGAAGCUGUGGCACACACAAACGCUCCUUGACUUAGGAGGGAUGUAUAUUCUGAUAAACUCAUUAUACAUUGAAAAUUUCUAAGUAGAUUGUAGGUGUGAUACACCUAGCCUACCAAACCUCUAACUUAGCUUAGCCUACCUUAAACAUCUUCAGAACACUUAGAAUUAGAUGAAAGUUGGCCAAAUCAUCUAAUAUACUGUAAAAUGAUUUUUUGGAUACUGUACAGCACACUAUAGAGUGUCAGUUG
This is a messenger RNA of Chinchilla lanigera (long-tailed chinchilla), 7488 nucleotides long. RefSeq names its product adhesion G protein-coupled receptor G7 (gene Adgrg7). The transcript has 16 exons. Gene Ontology annotation, biological process: G protein-coupled receptor signaling pathway; cell surface receptor signaling pathway. The coding region runs from base 227 to 2608 and encodes 793 amino acids. Lineage: Eukaryota; Metazoa; Chordata; Mammalia; Rodentia; Chinchillidae. Gene Ontology annotation, cellular component: membrane. Gene Ontology annotation, molecular function: G protein-coupled receptor activity. The record is from RefSeq and is a predicted model, not a curated record.